AUGGCGAGUGUCGUGCAGUGCUUCAUGUCCAAGCUGCUUUCACCCCUGUGGCGCAGAGCAGAUGAGGAGGAUGAGGAAGAGGAGGAUCAUCAGUGUUUUGGAGGUGUGGAGGCCAUUCGGCAGGUGAAGACGGGCAUCGUGACGCAGCUGUGUGCCGACUAUGGUCUCAUUGAUCAUGCUGUGUAUUUCACAUCUGGAGUUGUUUUAGGAGGAGUUGUGUUGCAUGUGGGAGACGCUGUCCAGGCCCUGGCCGUGCGUGAAGGAGCUCAAGGAGGGUGGAAGGCACUUAGGGUGGAGCGACAGAAAGAUGUGUGGGAGAAUGGAGUCAGCGAGCCACUCAAAGGGGACGUGGCUGAACUCAAGCCUCUGAUUGGAACAGUGACGUCAUGUGAUCGAGAUGGAGGAUUUAUAAACCAAACAACAUAUUUCCCCCGAUCAGCACUGUGUGAAGGAUUUGAGCCAAUGAAAGGGGACUGGGUGAUGGCAAAGUAUUUUGUGUGUCCAACACAAUGGAGCAGUCAGGCCCGAACUGUUUCUCCUCUGAGAUAUCGCCGCAUGGACGGGGUGUGCGUGACGAGUGUGUUUGGCAACAGCGGUGUGGUGGAAGACAGUGUGUUUUUCACUCUGGAGUCUCUGAUUGUGCCGCCUGGCUUCAGACCUGCUCAAGGGGCCUUGGUGAAUGUGGUGGUCCUGGAGAGCAGUCAGUCACUGUACUGUUGGAGAGCGCUCUGUAUGACCCCUGUACAGCACAGUCCAAAUGCUGCAGCUGUUAAUAUGCCAGACGGUGAGAUUCGGAGCUUGUUGGAGAAUAAGGGUGGGCUUCAGGUGAGUCAGGAGACACACUUUGGCUCUCUCCUCCUCGGAAACAGCAAAGAGCUACUGGUCUGGAUUCAAAAUGCAGGUUCAGAGAUCCACCGGCUGAAGUGUUGUGAGUUUGCUGGAUGGGACUCGGAGCAGCAGUUCUCUCUCAGCCCGAUGUGUAACAGCUCUGAGAAACGCUGGAACAGCACAUCUGCAUCAGGUGGCAUCUAUGAAGAUUGUGUGGAGACUCCUGCUGUGAGGACGCUCGAGAAAAACCUGGAGAUCAAACCUGCAGACAGGGUGUCCGUUACCAUCAACUGUCAAGCCAGGAGUCUGGGUCACUCUGCUGAGCUGCUGCUCCUGCAUUUCUCCUCUUUCACCAUCGGGAGGCGUCUGGAGGUGCUGGUGAGCAGCUCAGAGGAGAGUCUGCUCAAACCCAGUGCCCCCUACUGUCCCGUAACAGCAUUACCACAACAGCGGCAUGUAAAGGUGCUCACUGUUACAGCACCUGCGGCUCCUCUCAGGCUUGUAAGGCGACAUCUGCCAAACUUCUUGGGGAACUACGCAGUACCGCAGGCUUUCAGAGAUUGUGUUGAAGCCCAGAGAGAUGUGCUGGUUGUCCAGCCGGCUCUGGCAGAGCCAUUGAGUUUGUCGUCGAUGUCUCCACGUUUCUCUGCUCUUCUGUGGUUGGAGGAGCUACAGGCUGAGAGCGAGAUCAGAGAGUUCAGUCUCACCGGCGCUAUCCUCAGGAAGGGGGCAGUAUAUCUACACCUAGAGGUGCCUGGACUCGCUGAAGGCCGACCAAGCCUAUUCAUUGGUGAUAAAGUUGUUCUGAAGAAACCAUGUGGUGCAGAAAUUGUAAUUGAGUAUAUAGCUUAUGUCAUGGAGAUCUCAGAAGAGGAUGUGAGUUUACGAGUGAACUCUGACUUUCAGAAUGGAUAUCUUGGAGAACCUCUAGAUGUGGAGUUCACUUUCAACAGGUUGACCAUGAGGAGGUGCCAUUGUGCUUUGGAACAGAUCAAACAUUUUGGAGACAACAUUCUGUUUCCCAGCACGCUCACACUGCAGCAGCCGCAGUGGAGUGGAGAGUGGAAGACACAAGACGACGACAAACAUCUGCCAGAGGAGAAUGAUGCAACCACUCAAUCAAUGGAAGGGCCGUCUUCACUGACUGUCGAUAUGGUGUCGGUGGCCACACAAACUAAAACCGAUUUGUCAAUGACUGCAAAGUGCAUCCCAACCCUUGGCCAGGUCUUCAACCGGGAUCUGAAUUCUGCCCAGAAAGAGGCAGUUAAACACAUUCUGAGUGGAGACUGUCGCCCCACACCCUACAUUCUGUUCGGCCCUCCUGGCACGGGCAAAACCAUUACGCUCAUAGAAGCUAUACUGCAGGUGCAUCACCGGAUCCCCUACAGUCGUGUGCUCGUGUGCACGCCCUCAAAUAGCGCCGCUGACCUCAUCUGCUUGCGCUUGCACGAGAGCGGAUACCUGCAUGCUGCCAGUCUGGCCCGUGUCAACGCCACCUGCAGGCCAGAGGAGUCCAUGCAAGAGGAGUUGCGUCAGUAUGCCAGAGCUGGAGAAGAUAUUCGAAAUGCCAGUUUUCAUCGUAUUGUUGUCAGCACUUGUUCCAGCGCUGGAAUGUUCUACCAGAUCGGCCUGCGUGUUGGUCAUUUUACUCAUGUGUUUCUGGAUGAAGCUGGUCAGGCUACCGAACCUGAAACUCUGAUUCCUCUGGGAUUACUCUCAGAAGAAAGUGGGCAGAUUGUAUUGGCUGGUGAUCCGAAGCAGCUUGGGCCAGUGAUGAAGUCCAAACUGGCGGCUGCGUUUGGACUGGGAGUUUCAUUUCUUGAGAGACUGAUGGGAACUCAACUGUACAGCUACAGUGAGCGAGGCUAUAAUCCAUUAGUGGUGACAAAGCUGGUGUAUAACUACCGAUCCCACGAGGCUUUGCUGGAGUUGCCGUCGCGUCUGUUUUAUGCCGGUGAGCUGUGUGUGCGCUCCCAGAGAGCUGUUGUGGACGCGCUAUGCCACUGGAACAGACUUCCUACUAAAGGCUUCCCGCUGAUCUUUCAUGGAGUCCGAGGAACUGAGAUGAGAGAGGGCAGUAAUCCAUCCUGGUUUAAUCCUGCUGAGGCAGUGCAAGUGAUGCUGUACUGUUGCCAGCUAGCAAAAAGACUGUACAACCCUAUACCAGCCACAGACAUCGGCAUCAUUGCCCCCUAUAGAAAACAGGUGGAGAAGAUCCGAGUGCUGCUGCACCGGGUGGGGCUGGCGGAGGUGAAGGUGGGCUCGGUGGAGGAGUUCCAGGGUCAGGAGUACCUUGUCGUCAUCCUGUCUACGGUCCGUUCCAAUGAGGCCUUGCUGAAUGAAGAUCUGCAAAACAUCCUGGGAUUUCUCUGCAACCCCAAACGUUUUAACGUUGCCAUCACACGAGCCAAAGCGCUCCUCAUCAUUGUUGGAAACCCACAUGUGCUGAUCAAGGACCCAUGUUUCAGUGCCUUACUGCAGUACUCUCAUGAUAACAGAGCGUUCCUGGGUUGUGACCCUCCCGUGAGUCUACAUGCCACUCGAAGGAUUCCCUCUGAAGAAACCUAAACACCUCUGUGCCUCCCUAAAAUCUUGUGAUUUAAUAAGUACCUCAUACAUAUGCUCUUGUAUUGUGAUUUGUAAUUACUUCAUAUGCUCUUUAAUAAAUAAAACUCAUCUCGCCA
Molecule: messenger RNA, 3512 nt
Organism: Xyrauchen texanus (razorback sucker)
Lineage: Eukaryota; Metazoa; Chordata; Actinopteri; Cypriniformes; Catostomidae
Gene: mov10l1
Product: Mov10 like RISC complex RNA helicase 1
Exons: 26
Coding region: 1-3396 (1131 amino acids)
Molecular function (GO): helicase activity
Source: RefSeq, a predicted model, not a curated record